Messenger RNA from Monoraphidium neglectum, 754 nucleotides. RefSeq lists its product as hypothetical. The record is from RefSeq and is a predicted model, not a curated record. Lineage: Eukaryota; Viridiplantae; Chlorophyta; Chlorophyceae; Sphaeropleales; Selenastraceae. The transcript has a single exon. The annotation marks the transcript as partial.
GGGCCGCGGCGGCGCCGCGGGGCGUGGGGAGCGGCGCUCGCGGUGGGAAGGCGCAGAGGAAGACGGAGGCGGCGGUGGCAGGGGCGGCGGCGGCGGGAGGGGCGACGGCGGCAGGGGGGACGGCGGCAGGGGAAGGGGCAGGGGCAGGGGCCUUGCUGGCGGCGGCGGCCCGCAGCUGGGCGGGGCUCCUGGUGCUUCGGAGCCGUGGCAGCAGCAGCAGCAGCAACAGCAACAGCAGCAUGCACCCUGGCCGGCGCAGCAGCACGCGCAGCAGCACCCUGGGCCGCGGCGCGCCUCGCCGCCGCGUGCGGCGGCGCCGCCCCCGCUGGGGGCCGGGCCGGGGCUGGGCGGGGCGAUGCAGGUGGUGCACCUGCCGCCCCCAGGGGUGGAGUAUGGCGCCGGCGGCCUGAGCUUGGCAGUGCCUGGGGCCGGCGCCCCUCCGGCGUAUGGCGGGGCCGCGCCCCAUCAUCUUAUGGGGGGUCCGUCCCAGCAGCAGCACGUGGGCGGGCCGCAGCAGCAGUGGGGCGGCGGCGGCGGGCCUCACGUGCCGCAUCUGGGGGCCCCUCCGCAGCAGUGGGGCGGCGGCGGCGGCGGCCCGUUGCCGCAGCAAGGCGGUGGGCCGCCGCCACACCAGCAGCAUCAGCAGCAGCACAUGGGGGGCCCUCGGCACGGGCCGCCGCCGGGGCGGCCGCCGCAGCGGGGUGGCCACCACCAGCCGUCCCCCGGCGGCGGGCGGCAGACGCGGUGGCAGUGA